AUGCCUGGGUCUAACAGUCCUGUCACCAACGUCAACAGCAACGAUAUUCGAUGUAAUGUGGGUGGCACCAGAGGUGUCUCAGGCAAGUGUGCUGUAAAAGCUGGUUCCAUUGUAACAGUUGAGAUGCACGCGCAACCCGGUGACCGAAAGUGUGGCAGCGAGGCGAUUGGAGGGGCCCAUUAUGGCCCAGUGAACGUGUAUCUCAGCCAGGUUUCCGACGCCUCAUCAGCCGACGGAUCUACCCCGUGGUACAAGAUCUUCGCAGACUCAUGGUCAGCCAAGGGCUCAGUCGGAGAUGCUGAUAACUGGGGCACAAAUGAUCUCAACUCCUGUUGUGGAAAGAUGGACGUCCCGAUCCCAGCUGAUACCCCUGAUGGUGAUUAUUUACUUCGUGCCGAAGUCAUAGCUCUACACACGGCAUCGUCAGCAGGCGGUGCACACGUCACUGGUGGCUCGGCCAAGGCUGCUGCCCUACCGGCCGGCGUCAAGCUUCCCGGCGCCUUCAAGAGCAGCGAUCCUGGUAUCCAAAUCAACAUCCAUAGUAAGGUAAGCAACUACGUGAAUCCAGGUCCAGCCGUCAUCGCUAGCGGUACCACGAAGCAGGCCGGCUCAGGCUGUUCGGCUGGUUGUGCGAAGACUUGUGCUGUUGGCUCGGGACCUGUCGGGACCGCUAUCGGAUCUGCCCCUAAGCCUACUUCUGGCGCUGGUGGGGGUCAAUCUGGAUGUGCGCAGGCCAUGUACCAACAGUGUGGUGGUCAAGGGUAUACGGGAUGCACGGCAUGUGCUGAAGGCCUUACUUGCAAAGAGGUCUCCGCGCCGUAUUACUCCCAGUGUGCUUAA
Molecule: messenger RNA, 840 nt
Organism: Daldinia childiae
Lineage: Eukaryota; Fungi; Ascomycota; Sordariomycetes; Xylariales; Hypoxylaceae
Product: putative endo-beta-1,4-glucanase D
Exons: 3
Coding region: 1-840 (279 amino acids)
Biological process (GO): carbohydrate metabolic process
Cellular component (GO): extracellular region
Molecular function (GO): cellulose binding
Source: RefSeq, a predicted model, not a curated record